This is a messenger RNA of Pezoporus occidentalis (night parrot), 2791 nucleotides long. RefSeq names its product protein-arginine deiminase type-1-like. The record is from RefSeq and is a predicted model, not a curated record. Gene Ontology annotation, cellular component: cytoplasm; nucleus. The transcript is spliced from 16 exons. Gene Ontology annotation, molecular function: protein-arginine deiminase activity; calcium ion binding. Lineage: Eukaryota; Metazoa; Chordata; Aves; Psittaciformes; Psittacidae. Bases 695 to 2695 code for a protein of 666 amino acids.
UAUGGCUCUGCUGUGUUUUCCCUGCCCCAAAGGAGCGCUAUUGAAUUCCAGCAGCGCAUGACCCUGCAGGGAGUUGGUGGGCGACAGCUGCAUCCACAAAGGGCAUCCCACGCCAGGACAAGACUUUCAUGAAAACAAAGGCGAUUAAAGCCGUGGCUGUCCCCACUGCAGGUGACUUACCCACCCCCUGGCCCAUGCAGCACCCAGGGGAUGGGGCAAGCACCCAGCUUGCACCUUCCACCCUCCCUAAAACAAGAAUUAAAGCCACAUUUCCCAGCUAAGCAAAUGCAGCCCUUCAGGAAGGGAAAUAAAACCUAACCGAGCCUGGCGCUGGCACGGCCCCAGCUCGGCUCCUGUGUCACACUGAAUAUUUUACAGCGUGGGUUUAUGGGUGGUUGGUCACAUCAGUGUCUCUUUGUGCUGAGGGGGAAAAAAAAAACACACCCCCGAGGUUCUUAUAAAAGCAACCCCCCCCUCCCCUCGUGGGUGUCUUGGGGUGCUUUUCCCCCUGCACUGAUUCAUGCUCCAUCACUGGGAAGCACGGGCGGGCAUUGCUCACACCCAGCCCGGAGGCUGAAAGCCUGGAGGUGGGAUUAAGCCAGGCUUUGGUUGAUCUCCUCCCAGCAGCCAGGCUUUAUAAAUCCCCUCGUGCCACCCGUCACAGCACCCAAGGGUGCCCCAGGGCCCUGCCAGCAUGGCGCAGCAGCGCCGUGUCCAGCUUUCCACUCAGCGUCCCACCAGCACCGUCUGCGUGCUGGGCACCGAGCUCUCCCUGGAUGUCUGCGGAUCCGCACCCAAAGACGCCGUCACCUUCCACGUGCAGGGAACACCAGGAGUGAAGGUCUAUGUGGUGCAUGAUACACAGAGCGUCAAGAUGCCCUCCAGCGUGAGCCGCUGGCCCUUGGCUGCCGGUGCCGAGGUGCUGCUGUCCAUGGAUGCUCUCAGCAAGGACGUGGGUGAUGAAAAGGUCAGGAUUUCCUAUUUCGGGGAGGCCGGCGGGGUGCCCGUGGGCAGAGCCAUGCUGUACCUCACCUGCGUGGAGGUCUCGCUGGAUGCUGACACCACCCGUGGUGGUACGGUGAGCAGGACGUUGCUGGAUAAGACAACAUGGACGUGGGGUCCUGAUGGACACGGGGCCAUCCUGCUGGUGAACUGCGACCGAGAUGAUCCCACAGCCAAGAUGCUGGAUAACAGCGACACCGCCAUCCGCUCUUACGACGACCUGAAGGACAUGUCACAGAUGGUGCUGCGCACCCGAGGGCCCCGCACCAUCUUCACCGGCCACCGCCUCGUCCUCCACGUGGACUACAGCGAUGCUGAUAAAGUCGGUGUUUUCUACGGUGGCAGGGUUGUACCCACAGAUAGUGUUGCACUGGAGGAGUACAAGCACGUCCUGGGGGGCUCAAAGCUCGCCUACACCAUCAAACCCAGCCGGCAUCAAGAGGAGAGCAUCUUCUACGUGGAGGGACUCGCCUUCCCUGAUGUUGGCUUUUCAGGGCUGGUGGCUUUCCAUGUCACACUGCUGGAGAGCCCGGAGAAGGGGCUGCUGGAGACUCCCAUUUUCACGGACACCGUGGUAUUCCGCAUGGCUCCGUGGAUCAUGACCCCCAACACUGCAGCACCGCUGGAGGUCUUUGUCUGCAGUGUGGACAACAAUGAGGAUUUCGUGGCGGCUGUGGGUGCUGUGGCCGAGAAAGCCAAGUGCCCGCUCACCGUGUGCCCGCCGCUGGAGAACCGCCAGGACCGCUGGAUCCAGGAUGAAGUUGAAUUUGGCUACGUGCAAGCUCCCCACAAGACCUUCCCUGUCGUCUUUGACUCACCCCGUGACCGGGGGCUGAAGGAUUUCCCUGUCAAGAGCAUCCUGGGCCCUGAUUUUGGUUACGUGGCCCGGCAAGCACCGGAGGGUUCUUCCAGCCUGGAUUCCUUUGGGAAUUUGGAGGUGAGCCCACCCGUGACAGUGCAGGGCAAGGAGUACCCCUUGGGCCGCAUCCUGAUUGGCAGCAGCUUCCCCAGAUUCGGUGGCAGGAGGAUGGCAAAGGCUGUCAAGGACUUCCUCGCUGCGCAGAAGGUGCAGGCGCCGGUGGAGCUGUUCUCGGACUGGCUCGCUGUUGGCCAUGUGGAUGAGUUCCUCAGCUUCAUCCCUGCGCCCGAUCGGAAGGGUUUUCGGCUGCUCCUGGCCAGCCCCAGUGCCUGCUACCAGCUCCUCAAGGAGAAGCAAGAGGAGGGCUUCGGCGAGGCAGCGAUGUUCCAUGGGCUGGAAGGGGUGCCCAGGACAACCAUAACCGAGAUCCUGGCUGAUGAAGGGCUCCGGAAAUUCAAUAGUUACGUGCAGAGCUGCAUCAACUGGAACAGGGACAUCCUGAAGCGGUCUCUGGGUCUAUCUGAGCCGGACAUCCUCGACAUUCCCCAGCUCUUCCGAGGUGACACUGCCCAUGGCGCUGAAGCUUUCUUCCCAGACAUGGUGAACAUGCUGGUGCUGGGCAGGCACUUGGGCAUCCCCAAGCCCUUUGGACCACAGGUGGGUGGGCAGUGCUGCCUGGAGGAGCGGGUGCGGGCGCUGCUGGAGCCCCUGGGCCUCACCUGCACCUUCAUCGAUGACUACUUCUCCUACCAUGUCUUCUCUGGGGAGGUCCAUUGCGGCACCAACGCCCGCCGUAAGCCCUUUGCCUUCAAAUGGUGGCACAUGGUGCCUUGAGGUGGCUUCAGCCCCCGCAUCCCCGUCCCCAUCCCACAAGUGCCUUCAGCGGUGGUGGCCGUCGGCCUGUCCAAAAUAAAGCAGGGCUGCAGGUUU